CCUCCGCCACGCUCAGUUCCAGCCUCCACGAGUUUUCAGUCUCCUCAGUGGGUUGAUCGAGCUUCACGGACUGACUGACUGACUGAGUGAGUGAGCGAGUUAGUGAGCGAGCGAACAUGGCGAUGUGCACCCAACUCUCGAAGAAGUCGCUCUUCCUCCUGUCCAAGGCCAAGUUGGCUUCGUCGACGGGUCCGGUGGCUGCGGCUGGUUUCGUCCGUCAUGCCUCGGACGACCUCAAAUCCGCCUUCGAGGCCAAGAUUGGGCCCUUCCAAGCCGAGGUCAAGGCCUUCCGUCAGAGCCACGGCAACACCAAGGUGGGCGAGAUCACCGUGGACAUGAUGUACGGCGGCAUGCGGGGCAUGAAGGGACUCGUGACCGAGACCAGCGUCUUGGAUCCCGAUGAGGGCAUCCGAUUCCGCGGGUUCACCAUUCCCGAUUGCCAAGAUAAGUUGCCCAAGGCCCCCGGCGGUCAGGAGCCUCUCCCCGAGGGGCUCUUCUGGCUCCUCUUGACCGGCGAGAUCCCCACUGAAGCCCAGGUCCAAUCGGUAUCCAAGGAGUGGGCGGCCCGUGCCGCUCUGCCCAGUCAUGUGGUGAAUAUGUUGAACAAUUUCCCCGCCAACCUUCACCCCAUGUCCCAGUUCGCCGCCGCCAUCGCCGCUCUGAACUCUGAAUCCAAGUUUGCCAAGGCAUACGCCGACGGCCUCCACAAGUCUAAGUACUGGGACCCCGUAUACGAGGACUCCAUGGACCUCAUCGCCAAAUUACCCGUCGUAGCCGCCACCAUCUACAACAACCUAUACCGCGAUGGCGCUACCCCCGCUCCCAUUGAUCCCGAGAAGGAUUGGGCACAUAACUUCACGCAGAUGAUCGGCUACCAAGAUCCCAUGUUCACCGAGCUCAUGCGUCUCUACCUGACCAUUCACACCGAUCACGAAGGAGGCAAUGUCUCUGCCCACGCCACCCAUUUGGUGGGGUCAGCACUGUCCGAUCCUUACUUGUCAUUGUGCGCAGGCAUGUGCGGCUUGGCCGGACCUCUCCACGGUUUGGCUAAUCAAGAGGUCCUCGUCUUCUUGUCCAAGGUGGCCAAAGACAUCGGCCUGGAUGCCAACGACGAACAAUUGAAGGAAUACGUGUGGGGUCUUCUCAAGUCCGGACAAGUGGUGCCCGGAUACGGACACGCCGUGCUUCGCAAGACUGAUCCUCGAUAUACGUGUCAACGAGAGUUCGCUCUGAAACAUCUGCCUGAUGACAAAUUGUUCAAGCUGGUGUCCAACUUGUACUCUGUGGUGCCACCCAUUCUUAUGGAAACUGGCAAAGUCAAAAACCCAUGGCCCAACGUAGACGCCCACUCCGGUGUUCUUCUCCAGUACUACGGUAUGAAGGAGAUGAACUACUACACUGUUCUCUUCGGUGUCAGUCGGGCAUUAGGCGUGUGCUCCUCCUUGGUCUGGGACCGUGCUCUUGGUUUGCCUUUGGAACGCCCCAAGUCCAUGUCCACGGAAGGACUCAAGAAGCUGGUGAAGGCUUAAAAUGGAAUUGACGCAGCUACGAUGAACGAGAAAAGAAGAACGAGUACUUGGAAGCCGUAUCCUUUUGUACGUUUCUUAGUAAGGAAAGCUCAAGUUCCGGCGUGAAAUUUGGCUGAAUCAGAACCAAAAUAUUAUAUUUGACAGUAGCGUUUGUCUCUGUAGAGAACCCUCCUCUAACUCUCCUCCCUUCACCAUCAUACACACGUCUUGUUGUUAGGUAAUUUCUUGAACGAAGGAGAAGCAAUACCAAAUAUUUGUGCCUCUCUCCCGUGUGAAUGUGACCAGUUGUUCAUGAAGCGUACGUCAAUUAUGCAAAUGUUCGGGGUUAAGAUUGAAUGAUGCUAUUAAUAGAAAGAGAAAUAUACGAAUUGAAUCUUCUGUGACAA
Molecule: messenger RNA, 1915 nt
Organism: Tigriopus californicus
Lineage: Eukaryota; Metazoa; Arthropoda; Copepoda; Harpacticoida; Harpacticidae
Gene: kdn
Product: probable citrate synthase 2, mitochondrial
Exons: 7
Coding region: 117-1529 (470 amino acids)
Biological process (GO): tricarboxylic acid cycle; citrate metabolic process; carbohydrate metabolic process
Cellular component (GO): mitochondrial matrix
Source: RefSeq, a predicted model, not a curated record